CUUGUUGUAUUUUCCCCAAUCAAAACGAAUAAAUAACUACUGCCGCAAUAUAAAUAAAAAAGCAUGUUGACUCGUGCAGGUGCAGUUGAAAAAUAUGUUGGAAAAAUUAAAUUUAGAAGAAACUGUGGAUAAAGGAGUAGCUGACGAUACUCCGGAUUCUAAUUCAGUGUCCCAAGAAGAGGUAGACAAGGUUUUUACUCAGAAAUUUUACCUACAAACCGAGGAAGCUGUAUCUUUGCAAAAGAGCUAUGUUUUGCACCUGGACAAAGUUGGGAAAUCCCUUGUUGCUGGCAUGUCUGGGCCCCAAGUCCACGUGUUUGAUAUAUCUGGGAGUUCUCUGACAAAAACACAUUCAUGUGAAUUGAAAAAUGAGGCAGGAAUUUGUGGUCUGCGCUUUCUUCAUAAAGACACCAAUGUUUUCCUCUCCGGACAGACUUGUGGAAGUAUUUUCCUGCAUGAUAAGAGGGGAAAUACAAUUGUAGCUACACUUGAAGACACAAAAAGUGGCUCCCGGAAACCCUUUACAGCUUUCGAUGUCAAUGCCAAUGACAGAGUUAUUUGUGUGGGAACUGAACAAAUUCUGCACGAUGUGUUCUUGCUAUUCUUCGAUGUGCGGCAAAGAAAACUCCUUGGGGGUUAUUGGGAGAGCCAUGAAGAUGAUGUCACCUGUAUUCAAUUUCAUCCACGAGAUCCAAAUGUUCUGGCUUCAGGGAGUACCGAUGGCUUGAUCAAUGUCUUCAAUAUCUCUCAAUCCACUGAGAGUGAUGCUUUGGACUAUUGCCUCAACACGGAGAAGACUGUACAGAAGAUCAAUUGGCACCAAAGGGAGAAAGGCGGAGAUUUGGUAAGCAGCAUCAUGGACACGAAUGAUUUCCAUAUCUACAGCGCGGAAGACAAUCAACUCCUGACUGGAUUUUCUCGGGAGAAUAUUACCGAACGUUUGUUACGGAACUCUUCUAUUGAUUGCUCAGCAAUUGGAUGCCACAGUUCAGCUGCCAAAGGGAUUUUCUUAAUGGCAGGAUCGAAUUACCACAAUGGAGAAUGUUUGAGGAUUCUCGAAUAUAGUGAUCAGGAACUUCAUCCUCGAGCGAAUUUCAUUGGAAAUCAUCAGAUUGUUCGAUCCUAUAUUUAUGAAGAAAACGACGAUUUAUAUGUAACUGGAGGGGAAAAUGGCAUAAUCUCCCUCUGGAACCAGCAGCAGACGAAAACUGACGAGAAAUACACCGCUGUUGAACGCCACAAAUCCCAUCACAAUGUAAAACCAUAUUAAAUUGCAGAUAAAAGGUAUUUUUAUCUCAAGAA
Molecule: messenger RNA, 1302 nt
Organism: Phlebotomus papatasi
Lineage: Eukaryota; Metazoa; Arthropoda; Insecta; Diptera; Psychodidae
Product: WD repeat-containing protein 89
Exons: 4
Coding region: 95-1270 (391 amino acids)
Molecular function (GO): protein binding
Source: RefSeq, a predicted model, not a curated record